AUUGGUAAGCUGCAGAGUGACAUUGCUAAAUGUUUGAAGUUAGAUUUGUCAAAUGAGAAUGAUGAGAAGAAAAGGGCAGCAGAAUUGUCGCAAGCAUUUGCAAGUAGGGGGAAAUGUGUUCUCUUUUUGGAUGAUGUGUGGCAUAAAAUUGAUCUACAUAGGGUCGGAAUUCCUAAUGGAUGUAAGUUGAUCCUCACUACUCGCUUGUUCGAUGUAUGCCGCAAGAUGGGAUGCAAAGAGUUCAAAGUGGAACCUCUUUCUGAAGAAGCAGCUUGGAACUUAUUUUGGGCGAAACUUUGUAAUGGGGAGGAAAGGACACUUUCUCCAGAAGUAAUAGAUAUUGCAAGAUUUGUGGCAGCCGAAUGUGAUGGUUUGCACUUGGGAUUAUUACCAUGGCUGGAAGCAUGAGAGGGGUGGACGACAUUUGUGAGUGGAGGAAUGUGUUUGAAGAACUGAAGAAACUUACAAUGGGGCACGAAGACAUGGAAAAGGAUGUAUUACCGUCAUUGGAACUUAGUUAUAGUCGCUUGAAUGAUAUGAAAUUGAAGCAUUGUUUCUUGUAUUGUGCCUUGUAUCCUGAAGAUAUGAUAAUACCAAGAAAUGAAUUAAUAAGAUAUUUCAUUGCCGAGGGACUGAUUGACAGAAGUAAGAGUUUGAUAAGAAAGCUUGACGAGGGUCACACUAUCUUGAAUAAACUUGAAAGGUCCUGCUUAUUGGAGAAUUGUCCUGUAAGAGGAGCUAAUUUAAACCCACUAAAUUAUUUAGACGCUAUCUUCUACCACAAGUACUGGGAUAUUGUUGGUACUUAUGUGUGUUCCUUUGUUAAAAAUUGCUUUGCUAACAACUCUAUUUCCGAAGAGAUCAAUAGAACUCUGAUUGCACUCAUUUCUAAAGUUAAUAGCCCUGAGAGAGUGAAACAAUUCAGACCCAUCAGAAUACCAGUGAUAACAUUAUCAUUACAUAAGAAGCUAUUCAUUUAUGGGACAUAUGAAAGGAAAUACCCAAUCUGCAAGAAUGUGCCGGAUUUGGAAAAGGUUUCCUUGAUGCGUAAUAACAUACAAGAAAUUCCAUGCGGCUGGUCCCUGAGGUGUCAUAGUCUUUCGACAUUGAUUUUGAAACGAAAUCAGUUGGUGAGUAUUGCAGAAUCAUUCUUCAAGCAUAUGCAUGCCCUUCAGGUUCUUGAUUUGUCCCAUAAUUCUGAGAUUGAAGAGUUGCCAAAUUCCAUAUCAGACUUGGUGAAACUCACUGCAUUGUUGCUUGCGAAGUGUACUUCACUCACAUACGUGCCUCCGCUGGGAAAGCUUAGAGCCUUAGAAGAAUUGGACCUCAGUGGUACAGGCAUUAGGGAAGUACCUCAAGGUGUGGACACGCUGGUCAAUCUAAAAAAUCUGAAUAUGGAAGACACCAAUUGGCUGGAGAUAUCAGGUGGGACAUUAAGCAGACUCUCCCAUCUCCAAUCCCUUGGACUUCGCUGUACAUCAGUGCCGGUAGAAAUACAAGUAGAGUUAGAGGGGUUGACGAAGCUGGAAGAAUUUAAUGUCCAUCUAGCCGAUGUUCAUUCUUUCAACCAAAUCGUCAAAUUUGUACAACACUGUGAGGUGCCGUUGGACAGGUAUCGUCUUGAGCUUGCAGAUGAUAUGGAUUUUUGGGAUAGAAGUUAUAGCAAAUCCGUGAGAUGGAUGGGGAAGGGGUGCAUUACCAAUGGAGGAGAAGAAGACGUCAGUUUUCUCCCAUACGAUCUUGAGGCCUUAAUGAUUAGGAAUCAAUGGUUUACUAGCGACUGUUUUUGUGAUGUUUUCCCGUCAUUUUGGGGUAAUGCAAGACACCUGCAGUUUUGUGCAAUCAAUAAUUGCAGAGGGAUACAGAGCAUCCUAUCCAUUUUCUUCUCCUCCACUUUCUCGUCUUCAUCCCGCAAUGAGAAGGAGAUGGAAGUAGAUGGUGAUCAAUUAGGAGAGUCCCGUAAUGCCCCAUUUCAAAGCGUUCAGAUAUUGAUCCUCAUUGAUUUGCAGGAUCUCAGGGGCCUAAUUGGGUGGAAGAAGUUGGCGGGGUCCGAGUUGGGGUUUGGAGUAAUUGCACCUCAUGGCACCUUUUCUAAUCUUAGAAACUUGGAAAUCUCGAGUUGUCCCAAAAUGAAGAGCGUGUUCACGCCUGGCUUGCAGCUGCCACACUUGGAACAGAUAACGAUCAGAAACUGCAAUGAAAUUGAGGAGAUAUUCGAUGGUGCUCGUACCACUCUCUCAGAGCUAAAUAGAUUGUGUCUUUCUUGUUCUCUAUCUGAAUUCGAGAGCAUCUGCGAAGGAAUGGAAACAAGCUUCUUCGGAAAUAAUUACGAUAUGCCUUUCAUUCUUCCCAAAUUGAAGAGAUUGGAGCUUGAUUCUCUGGCGAAAUUGGAGAGCAUCUGCGAAGGAAUAAUGGUUUGUGAUUCCAUUAAAGAAAUUAAUAUAAUAGAGUGCCCCAAGCUGAAGAGGCUCCCUUUGUUUUUGCCUAUUGAUAAUAAUGGACAACCGUCUGCUCCCAUGACUCUUGAACAGAUCAACGCCACUAGCAAUGACAUAGAUUGGUGGGAAUCACUAGAGUGGGACCUUCCCAAUACCAAGGAUGUGCUUCGACCCUUUUUGACGAUAACAAGAGACUAUUUCAAGUAACGUGAUAUUUCAGGAACAACAAUGUUAGGU
Molecule: messenger RNA, 2675 nt
Organism: Camellia sinensis
Lineage: Eukaryota; Viridiplantae; Streptophyta; Magnoliopsida; Ericales; Theaceae
Source: RefSeq, a predicted model, not a curated record